Messenger RNA from Phoenix dactylifera (date palm), 4088 nucleotides. RefSeq names its product calcium-transporting ATPase 12, plasma membrane-type-like. Gene Ontology annotation, cellular component: plasma membrane; intracellular membrane-bounded organelle. Lineage: Eukaryota; Viridiplantae; Streptophyta; Magnoliopsida; Arecales; Arecaceae. Gene Ontology annotation, biological process: calcium ion transmembrane transport. The record is from RefSeq and is a predicted model, not a curated record. Gene Ontology annotation, molecular function: ATP binding; ATP hydrolysis activity; P-type calcium transporter activity.
CUCCUGUACAUUGUAACAAACAAACAGAAAUACAAUUCUCUUUUCUCUUAUUCUUCAAUUUCAACAGAGAUAUUAUGCUCACUAUUUUGUAUAUCACAUUAUUUAUGGACCUCUUUUAUAGAAAAAGAAAUAAACAUAUCAAAAGGAAUUAUUUUCGCUUUAGUAUAUAUUUGUACAUAUAGAAAUUUUUACGUGAACUUUCAGAUUUCUUGUUGGCUAUGCUCACCAAAGUUCAAUGCAAUUCGCAAUGCUCAUGCAUGCAAAUUGACUUCUUAAUCGUAAUUGGCAUGUUAUGUUCGUGUCUCUGCACAAAGAAGAUGCACUCAAAAAAUCAUAGUCCUCUUGAACUCGUGCAUAGAAAUUUUCAUGUAAACUCAAAUUUGCUUCUCUCUACAUCUCAAAAGUUCAGAGAACUUUUCACGCAUAGGUGCUGAACUCAAUUACAAUUUCUUACGCUCGAAUCUGAAAAUUUUUCUUGAUGGAAAAAAGGGAGGCAAGGCUACCCUCACGUAUCUUAAAAAUAGCAAAAAUAAUUGGAUCCCAUGAACCAAUGAAAUGUUUCCAUCAUUCUAUCAUCUGAUACGUACUCACAACAAGCCCCUGGAAUAGGAAAGGAAAAGUCUAUCUAAAUAUUACGCCAGAUGAGAGAAUUCAACAUCUCAACAAACCACACAAUUUCCCUGAGGCUUCUCAUUAUUACUCUUUGGCCCGUCGUCAGCGUUUCCUCUUCCAAUAAGCUCUUCGUCAUGGCUCUCGACAUCAUCACACCAGCGUCAGUUGGUAUUCCGUUUUUCAGCUAAGCCCUUCAGCUUUCUAUUUAUUAAGCCAACGUCCAGAGAACACCACGCAGCCACACCCCAAGAAAACCUUACGACCACUUCUAAACUUCUGCUGCGUACACCACCUACCUCCUCCAUGGAUUCCAUUGCUUCCUUCCUCAAUGCUCCGCGCCCUGCCGCUUCCCUUCGCAAGAGAUGGCGCAUCGCCUGUGUCGUCAUCCUCUCCUGCCGGGCAAUGCGAUCUCUCCCUCGGAGGGCUCUCGUCGGAGUUCUCCGAAGCCCGUCCUUCACUGCACUCAACAUCCAAUCCUUCCAUGAUGAAGAUGGAAGCAGCGAGGAGACGCCAUUCUCUCACGUUGACAUGGAGAGCUUGAUGAAUCUAAUGAAGAAGAAGAGCCUCGAGGAUCUCCGACUUCUCGGGGGCGUCGGCGGUCUUGCUGCCAUGCUGGCUUCUGAUGCUGACACUGGAAUUCGGGGCAGCCAUGACGAUCUCCAACUCAGGCGCAAAACGUUCGGAUCGAACACGUACAUCAAGCCGAUCCCGAAAGGGUUCCUUCUGUUCAUCCUCGAUGCGAUCAACGAUGCUUUUCUUCUCAUUCUUGCUGGCUGUGCUGUGCUCUCUCUUGUCUUCGGUAUCAAAAUACAUGGCAUCAAGGGUGGAUGGUACGACGGCAUGAGUAUAUUUCUUGCCAUAUUUUUAGUUGUCGCCGUGUCGGCCUUCAGCAACUUCAGACAAGACCGGAGGUUCCGCAAGCUCUCAGCUGAAUCAUACGUCCUCAAGGCUACUGUCGUUAGAGGUGGCCGUCGUCAAGAUGUGUCCAUCUUCGAUGUUGUAGUCGGGGACGUCGUCUUCCUCAAAAUCGGCGAUCAAGUCCCUGCCGACGGGCUGUUCCUGGAUGGCUAUUCGUUGCGAGUUGACGAAUCGAGCAUGACAGGGGAGAGCAACCAUGUAGAAAUCGAUGGUGAUCGAAACCCCUUCCUCACCUCUGGAGUCAAGGUGGUCGAUGGCUAUGCUCGCAUUCUCAUCACCUCUGUGGGCAUGAACACUACCUGGGGUGAAAUGAUGGGCUCAAUCAGUCGCGACACCGAUGAGCGAACGCCGUUGCAAGAAAGACUCCAGAAGCUAACAUCGAAAAUCGGGAAGAUCGGCAUGACGAUUGCCUGCAUCGUUCUUGCUGUGCUCUCCAUCCGUUACUUCACCGGGAGCACCAAGGAUGAGAACGGGCAGCGAGAGUUCAACAGAAGAACGGCGACAUUUGACAAUGUGAUGAAUGAUAUGGUCGAUAAUAUAUCCGCUGCAGUUACCAUCAUAGUUGUGGCAAUCCCAGAAGGUUUGCCGCUGGCGGUGACGCUCACUCUAGCUUACUCCAUGAAAAGGAUGAUGGAGGAUCAGGCUAUGGUCCGAAAUCUCUCGGCUUGCGAGACCAUGGGCUCGACCACCACCAUUUGCACCGACAAGACUGGCACCUUGACAUUAAAUCGCAUGAAGGUUGUCAAGUUUUGGGUGGGAGAACAAGAAGUUGUAAACGGUGUCAGGUUUGUGGCAAGAAGCGUCGUUGAGUUGCUUCACCAAGGAGCGGCCUUCAACACGGCAGGGUCUGUCUACAAGUCAAACUCGGCGUCAGAGCCAGAGUUUACUGGUAGCCCAACCGAGAAGGCCAUUCUUUCCUGGGCAGUGAUGGAGCUGGGAUUAGAAUUUCAUGAACUGAAGCAGAGCUGCACCAUCCUCUGUGUUGAGGCUUUCAAUUCAGAGAAGAAGCGCAGUGGAGUUCUUGUUAGGAAGGAAGAUGAAGAGACGACUGCUAUAUCACAUUGGAAAGGAGCAGCCGAGAUGAUUCUGGCUAGGUGUUCCAAUUAUUAUGAGAGUGACGGUACAGUCGUAGCAAUUGAUGCAGAGAAAAGAUCAAAGCUUGAACAAAUUAUAGAUGGUAUGGCAGCAUGUAGUCUUAGAUGCAUUGCUUUCGCCUGCAAACAAGUGAUGAGAGAAGAUAACGAGAUUUCCGCGGAAAAUAAUAUCUACAAACUUGAAGAAAAUGAAUUAACAUUAUUAGGAUUAGUCGGUCUGAAGGAUCCAUGCCGUCCGAUGGUGAGAUCAGCAGUCAAAGCUUGCAAAUUAGCCGGUGUAGAUGUUAAAAUGAUAACUGGCGACAAUAUCUUCACAGCAAAAGCCAUUGCUUCUGAAUGUGGAAUACUUACACCUUACGAUGCUGAUAUAGAUGGAACAGUAGUAGAAGGAAAAGAAUUUCGAGAUUAUUCGAUGGAGGAAAGGUUGGAAAAGGUCGAUAGGAUUCGUGUGAUGGCGAGGUCCUCUCCUUUCGAUAAACUCUUGAUGGUGCAGUGCUUGAAACAAAAGGGUCAUGUUGUUGCGGUCACCGGCGAUGGCACGAAUGAUGCCCCUGCCCUGAAGGAAGCUGAUGUUGGAUUAGCCAUGGGGAUCCAAGGGACUGCCGUCGCAAAGGAGAGCUCGGACAUUGUCAUCCUGGAUGAUAACUUCCAUUCAAUUGUGACAGUGCUGAGAUGGGGAAGGAGUGUUUAUAAUAACAUUCAGAAGUUCAUCCAAUUCCAGCUUACAGUGAACAUCGCCGCGCUUGCGAUCAAUUGUAUUGCGGCGAUUUCCUCUGGCAAGGUUCCAUUAACAACUGUGCAGCUUCUGUGGGUGAACUUAAUUAUGGACACGUUGGGAGCGUUGGCAUUGGCCACCGAAAGACCAACGCCGGAGUUGAUGAAGAAACCUCCUGUAGGUCGGAUUGAGCCACUUAUAACAAGGGUUAUGUGGAGGAAUCUCAUUGCCCAAGCUCUGUUUCAGAUCAUUGUUCUGUUGGUGCUACAGCUGAAGGGAGGAUCAUUUUUUGGAGGCAAUGAGAGGGUCAAGAACACAGUGAUCUUUAAUACUUUCGUUCUUUGCCAAAUAUUUAACGAGUUCAAUGCAAGAAAUCUGGAGAAGAAGAAUGUGUUUGAGGGUAUUCACAAGAAUUGGCUCUUCUUAGGGAUAGUGGCAUUUACUCUGAUCCUCCAGGUGGUGAUGGUGGAGGUUUUAAAUAGAUUUGCAAGCACAACAAGGUUAAAUUGGGGCCAGUGGAACCUCUGUUCUGGAAUCGCAAUGCUCUCAUGGCCGAUUGGUUGGGUUGCCAAAUGCAUACCUGUUUCCAAUUAGAAGUUUGCUGCCUUCUUGAUUGUUAGGACUCUCUCUCUCUCUCUCAAAGGUCUUCUCGUGCUUGUUUUUAAUUUUUAAGAUAGACAUAUUAAGGUCAUCUCGGUUUGAAUAUGUAUGUAUCAAUAAUUUGUGAAACUUAUUCCAAAUUUGAUGGA